Anarrhichthys ocellatus (wolf-eel) is the source of this 2744-nucleotide messenger RNA. RefSeq names its product purinergic receptor P2X, ligand-gated ion channel, 1 (gene p2rx1). The transcript is spliced from 13 exons. NCBI's taxonomy places the organism in Eukaryota, Metazoa, Chordata, Actinopteri, Perciformes, Anarhichadidae. Gene Ontology annotation, molecular function: extracellularly ATP-gated monoatomic cation channel activity; purinergic nucleotide receptor activity. Gene Ontology annotation, biological process: calcium ion transmembrane transport; response to ATP. The record is from RefSeq and is a predicted model, not a curated record. Gene Ontology annotation, cellular component: plasma membrane. The coding region runs from base 68 to 1255 and encodes 395 amino acids.
AGAGAGAGAGAGAGAGAGAGAGAGAGAUAGAGACCCUCCUCUCUGCAGGUCCAGCCGAUGAGAGAAGAUGAAAAGCCAAAUCGCCGACGCCUUCACCGACUUCUUCUACGAGUAUGAGACCCCGCGCCAGGUGCUGGUGAGGAAUGGGAAGGUGGGAGUGGUGUGCCGACUGAUCCAGCUGUUGGUCUUGGCUUACAUCAUCGGGUGGGUGUUCAUCUACGAGAGAGGCUACCAGUCCACAGACAUAGCAGUGAGCUCCGUCUUCACGAAAAUGAAAGGAGUGGGCUACACCGCCGGCAUCAACAGAAGUGAAGGAGUCUGGGAUGUGGCCGAGUCCGUCUUCCCACCGCAGGGAGACGCAUCUUUUGUGGUGAUGACAAAUUACAUCAUAACUGAAGGUCAGAAGAUAGGAAAGUGUCCAGAGCUCCAAGGAAAGCACAGCUGCAGCUCAAACUCGGACUGUAAAGGAGGGACUUUCAAACGUAUGGGAGAUGGGCAAAUGACGGGAGUGUGCGUGAACGCCACUAUGACCUGCGAGGUGUUGGCUUGGUGCCCCCUUGAGGACGAUCACGACAUACCAGAUCCUGCUCUGUUGAUGUCCGCAGAGAACUACACACUGUUCAUCAAAAAUUCUGUAACUUUCCCCAUAUUUGAUGUCUCAAGGAGUAACCUGGUAGAGGGUAUCGAUAAUAAUUACAUCAGGAAAUGCCUCUAUGAGCCAAACGAUGCUCCACUGUGCCCCAUAUUCAGACUGGGAGACAUAGUUAAACUGUCUGGCUUCAACUUCGAAACAAUAGCCCGACUGGGAGGGGCCAUUGGUAUUGUGGUCGACUGGACAUGUAACCUGGACUUUGAUGUAAAACACUGUAAACCAAAGUACUCCUUCCACGGUUUGUACGGAAACGCUGAUGAGACCGACAAAGCCAAAGCUUCAGUGGGCUACAAUUUUAGGUAUGCAAAGCAUUUUUUGGAGGACAAGAUUCAGAAGAGAACCCUUCACAAAGUGUUUGGCAUCAGGCUGGACGUCAUCGUGCACUCACUGGCCAGAAAGUUUGACAUCAUCCCAACACUGACCGCGAUAGGCUCUGGUGUGGGCAUCUUUGGAGUGGCAACCGUGGUGUGUGACCUGGUGCUGCUCUAUUUGGUACCGAAAAGAGAAUUUUACCACAACAUGAAAUUCAAACAGACGGACACAUUUGUACCGGAACCAGAGUCGGAGGCAUGUAGCACAGAAACGGAGUUACCCAACCAGUGACCUGGGAGAAGACUUGAGGUAGUACUUUGGAGUACUGACGUGGGAAGCUACAAGACACACACAUACACACUAAAUGGACUCUGCAUUGGACAUAGAAGACAUUCUCCGUGUCCUCUCUUUCUCUCGUAGCUCUGUUUGCUUUUGUUUCACACUUUGGGUGUAACCUCUACCUCCACCAUUAUACCUGCAGGUUAAAAUAACACGUUGCUGCAUUUGUGUGUACAGGAUUAAUAUCCACAUCUCAUCCAUUGCCUCCAUCUCUGUCUGUUGUCACUGUCGGAGUGACUCAUCCCCUGCGUGCACCUUGUGAUCUGCAGUUCAAUAAAAGAUGCACAGUAACAGUUGUUUUUUUUGGUCCCCAGUAGUCAAACAGGAAUACAGGCAACAUGUCGAGAGAAUUCAGAUGUUCUUUUUUUUUAUUCUUUGAUUAUGUCUAGGUGUACAAAAAGCAUGCCAAAAAUAGCUUCUUUAUAUAUAUUGGUACAUAUUUACAUUGUAACAACUGCAUUCAAUAGGGACGUGCCAAUGCUUCUGUACGAGCGACGCGAGGACAUUCAGAGAAAUGCACGAGACGGCAGGCACCUCUCACACUCUCACUCACUCACACACACACACACACACACACUCACACUCACACUCACACACACACACACACACACACACACACACACGACGCACAGCAGCGAUCAGAUCGUCGCGUACAAACUCCUUUGGAUAGAAUGAUGAUCUGACAUGAGACAUUAUUCCAUUCACUCACUUCCUGCGGUGUGACUACACUCAUUGGUUUGUUUUGUUCUUUGUGUCACUACACUAAGGAAACUAAGCGAGAAAAAGUCAAUAAUGCACAAUUUUAUAUUUAUAUUUCAUUUGUAUCUGGACUCAGAUCUGUAUCUAAAUGGUUGUGCUGUUUUUUUCGAGAGAAUCAAGUAUGUGACGUGUCGGGGAUUCCUCCACAAAAAGAACUUUGCAACAUUGAAAGAACGUCAGACAGGUGACCUUUAAGUUGUGACUAGUUCAGUGUAUCAAUACCACCUUUGGGAAAAAUUCAAUACAAUUUGGCAUGCGCAAUCAGAGUUGAUACAGUUCAGAUGUCAUUCAAAUGUAGUCACAGCUAAUAAAAAGAGCUGACGAGUAUGUUUACAAAACUGACAAAAUGACUGAAAAAUGAAAGUGUCUAGCUGGAAAUGGGCGUGGCCUAUGUAGAUUGGUCGACACCGUUUGGAGCUUUCUAAAUGGCCACGUGCUAAUGUUAUUUUCCCAUCAAAUGUAAUAGAAAUCAGUUUAAAAGCUUUGGAUGAAUGUUUAACACGAAGAAAACGUCUCAUCACUGCAGCCGUAGCAGCAUUGUGUCACAGGUGGGAGAAAGUUACAGCAAAAUAAAAACAGUUUAUAAAAAAAAUCUCAAAAAACAAAAGUAGCAAUGCUGCCACAUGCAGAAUGAUUAUCAAAAGCACAGGAGACUGAGAACAGACGGAUACACAGUAAAUAU